AAGACUUUUGGCAAUUGCAUCGGAUGAUCCGAAUCCCCUGCCCUGUCCUGCCAACGUGCAAUAUACAGUAUAACAGACGAUGAGGAACAAGUUCAGGCAAUCAACUGCAUCAACAAGCUGAGGCAAGUCAGACAGACAUCGAUCAAUCACUCAAUCCGUCGUCAAUGGCGUCUGCCAGCAAGGAGGAUCAGGUUAGCGCCACCCCCAGCGUCGACGCCGCCGUUACGCGCGCGCUCCUGAGCUCCGGCAGCGGCGGCCACGCCUACAUCGACGUCAGGUUGCCGGAGGACUUCGACAAGGAGCACGCCGCCGGCGCCAGCAACGUCCCUUACUACCUCGCCGUUACUCCCCAAGGGAAGGAGAAGAACCCGCGCUUUGUGGAGGAAGUAGCCGCGCUCUACGGGAAGGAGCAGCACUUGAUCGUGGGCUGCUACACGGGAGUGAGAUCCAAGCUCGCGACUGUGGACCUCGUAAACGCGGGGUACGAGAACGCCAGGAGCCUGCAAGGUGGCUACGUUGCCUAUCUUCAGAGCGCAUCACCAAAUCAGCAGUAAAAUCGCCAAUGGCGUCAAAUAAGUUUAACUUGGGAUCGAUGAAAAUUUUACCUCAUAUGUGUAAUUCAUGUUCGUCUUGAUGUAACUGAAGAUUAGGGAGUUACAGUCGUCCGGGUGUUAAAUGGAGAUGGACUGAAAUUGUUUCACGCA
Lolium perenne is the source of this 704-nucleotide messenger RNA. RefSeq names its product thiosulfate sulfurtransferase 16, chloroplastic. Lineage: Eukaryota; Viridiplantae; Streptophyta; Magnoliopsida; Poales; Poaceae. The record is from RefSeq and is a predicted model, not a curated record. Gene Ontology annotation, molecular function: catalytic activity.